Pseudocercospora fijiensis CIRAD86 is the source of this 1308-nucleotide messenger RNA. RefSeq lists its product as uncharacterized. Gene Ontology annotation, cellular component: nucleus. Bases 1 to 1308 code for a protein of 435 amino acids. NCBI's taxonomy places the organism in Eukaryota, Fungi, Ascomycota, Dothideomycetes, Mycosphaerellales, Mycosphaerellaceae. The record is from RefSeq and is a predicted model, not a curated record. Gene Ontology annotation, molecular function: ubiquitin conjugating enzyme activity; cysteine-type endopeptidase inhibitor activity. Gene Ontology annotation, biological process: negative regulation of apoptotic process. The transcript is spliced from 4 exons.
AUGUCGAACUCCAACACGGCUGGGUCGAUCCAGAGAAUCACUCGUGAGAUAGCAAGUGCACAAAAGGGCACCGAUCUUUCUAUUGCUGUUGCAUGCCGCGACAGCGACGUUCGACAUGUUCGUGCUCUCAUCAUCGGGCCGCCUGAGACGCCAUAUGAAUUUGGCUUUUUUGAGUUCGACAUGAAGUUCUCUAAGGACUAUCCGAUCAAAUCUCCAACCGUACGGUGUAUCACGACCAAUGGUGGGAGAACUCGUUUCAACCCUAACAUCUACGCUGAGGGCAAAGUAUGCCUUUCCAUACUGGGUACCUGGCGCGGAAAUCCUGGCGAGGAAUGGAGCAGCGCUCAAGGUCUCGAGAGCGUCCUGCUCAGCAUACAGAGUCUUAUGUCAGCCAAUCCGUAUGAGAACGAGCCCGGCUACGAAACUCACAAGAAGGAGGAGCCGAAACCGGCCGCUUACAUUGCCAAGAUACGACACGAGACACUCCGGAUCAGCGUCAUUCAGUGUCUUGAGAACAUUUUGCAACUACAGCCGGACAAACUCGAGCCUGUUCUUAAGAAGAUCAAGACACAGUGGGAUCCGUUUGCAGAUCUCAUUAAGCGACGUUUCUUGUGGUACUACGAUGCUUAUAUGCGAGCCAUUGAGACCUUCGAAAAGGAACAGCGAGAUGGCACGGCAUUCAAGCGAAUGGAGUUCGAGUAUCCACCGAACAGCAUGGAGGGUCACUUCACCUACAAGAAUCUGCAUUCACGAAUGAAAGCAAUUCUGGCGAAGCUCAACGAGGAGAAACUCUCAUGGGAACAAUCCGGUGCGCAACAAGUCAUGGACGGUACACAGCUAGCCGUUAUGCUUGCGUUCCAGUUUAAGCAACUGCAAUUCAAGUGGAACGAAGGCGAGAACGCUGGGCGCAUGGAGAUCUCCCUUCCUAAUCCCAAGAACCCCUUCGUGUGGCAGUUCACGCUCUUUGGGCAGCCUAUGACCAAUCUCGACGGAGGCAUUUUUAACCUCAAACUCUACAUUCCGCCGGACUUCCCAGAGACUCAACCACGUGUCACUGUGGAGACGCCAAUCUAUCAUCAUCGUGUCAGCUCCAAUGGCACACUGUGCUAUUUUCCGCAGAAACCAGAUGAGAUCUCAUCUCAUCUCGAAGCUAUUGCCGCCGCUAUUGAGGACAAGGAAUCAACAUUCGACCCGAGAGCCAUGGUCAAUCCGGAAAUCUUCGAACAGUAUUGGGGAGGUGAUGACAAGCGAAAGGUGUACAAUCGCAAGCUGAGACGCAGCGCACAAGAGAGCAGUGAGUUCUUGUGA